Pseudophryne corroboree (corroboree frog) is the source of this 2532-nucleotide messenger RNA. RefSeq names its product tubulin beta class I (gene TUBB). Gene Ontology annotation, cellular component: cytoplasm; microtubule. The record is from RefSeq and is a predicted model, not a curated record. Bases 93 to 1427 code for a protein of 444 amino acids. Gene Ontology annotation, biological process: microtubule cytoskeleton organization; mitotic cell cycle. Gene Ontology annotation, molecular function: structural constituent of cytoskeleton; GTP binding; GTPase activity. The transcript is spliced from 4 exons. NCBI's taxonomy places the organism in Eukaryota, Metazoa, Chordata, Amphibia, Anura, Myobatrachidae.
CGCCUGCCUUGCUCUCUUUGCCAUUGUCUCGGACGCUAGAACGUCGCCACUUCCACCGUUCUAUCCCCAGACCACCUACUAAGCUAAGAACCAUGAGGGAGAUCGUCCACAUCCAAGCCGGUCAGUGUGGCAACCAGAUCGGAGCUAAGUUCUGGGAGGUGAUCAGCGACGAGCAUGGAAUUGAUCCAACAGGGACAUACCACGGAGACAGCGACCUGCAGCUGGACAGGAUCAGCGUCUACUAUAAUGAGGCAACAGGUGGAAAAUAUGUCCCGCGUGCCAUUCUCGUCGAUCUGGAGCCAGGAACAAUGGACUCUGUCCGAUCCGGCCCCUUCGGACAGAUAUUCAGGCCCGACAACUUUGUCUUUGGACAAAGCGGUGCCGGCAACAACUGGGCUAAGGGCCACUACACAGAGGGAGCUGAGCUGGUAGACUCUGUGUUAGAUGUAGUGAGGAAGGAAGCAGAGAGCUGCGACUGCCUUCAGGGCUUCCAGCUCACACACUCAUUGGGCGGUGGGACAGGCUCUGGUAUGGGCACACUGCUCAUCAGCAAAAUCCGUGAGGAGUACCCUGACCGUAUCAUGAACACCUUCAGUGUUGUGCCCUCACCCAAGGUGUCAGACACCGUAGUGGAGCCAUACAACGCCACACUCUCUGUGCAUCAACUGGUUGAGAACACAGAUGAGACCUACUGUAUCGACAACGAGGCCCUCUACGAUAUCUGCUUCCGCACCCUGAAGUUGACAACCCCAACCUAUGGAGAUCUAAAUCACUUGGUCAGCGCAACGAUGAGCGGAGUCACCACCUGCUUACGUUUCCCAGGUCAACUCAAUGCUGACCUCCGUAAACUGGCAGUCAACAUGGUCCCCUUCCCACGUCUCCACUUUUUCAUGCCAGGAUUCGCCCCACUGACCAGCCGAGGCAGCCAGCAGUACCGUGCACUAACUGUGCCCGAGCUCACUCAGCAAGUGUUCGAUGCAAAGAACAUGAUGGCUGCCUGUGACCCACGACACGGCCGAUACCUGACCGUGGCUGCAGUAUUCCGUGGACGCAUGUCCAUGAAGGAGGUUGACGAGCAGAUGCUGAAUGUCCAGAACAAGAACAGCAGCUACUUCGUAGAAUGGAUCCCCAACAAUGUCAAGACGGCUGUGUGUGACAUCCCGCCACGUGGCCUUAAGAUGGCAGUCACCUUCAUCGGCAACAGCACUGCCAUCCAGGAGCUGUUCAAGCGUAUCUCGGAGCAGUUUACUGCCAUGUUCCGCCGCAAGGCUUUCCUCCAUUGGUACACAGGAGAAGGUAUGGACGAAAUGGAGUUCACAGAGGCAGAAAGCAACAUGAACGACCUGGUCUCCGAAUACCAGCAGUACCAAGACGCUACAGCAGAGGAAGAAGAAGAUUUCAACGAAGAAGCUGAAGAGGAGGCUUAAAUCUCUCCCAACACAACCAUUACUCCUUCUCUUCUUCCUCAUCUUUCCUCCUCCUUCAUUCCCAGGCUGAUAAAAGAAAAAGAGUCCUUACUGAAGUUUAGCAUUUGUUUUUUUUUCUCUUCCAUCCUUUCCCAUUUUUUCAAUGUGUUACUCUUCUGUUCCUCUAUCCCUUCUCUAUCUUUGUUGCUUCAGUCAGGUCGAUAGUCAAAGAGGGUAGGUCUUAAGUGGAUUCCACCUCUGUACUAAGGUUAUCAGGUUGGUCUUCAGAGUUGGCUUUCGGUUGAUAGGCCUCAGUAGGUUCCUUCAAUAACAGGUAAAGAUUAAUCACCACCUAAAGUUGCUUCAAACUCAGCCUACGACUUCCACAAAGUCCUCAACCUUUUUGUUGCUGAGUGCUGGUCUCUGCAGCCACAAAUGGGUUUAGUAAAAAGUCUCUUGUUGCGCCCUGGUCAUAUGUUUCAGCUCUUCUAGACGCCAUAUCUGUGGUGGCUACUUUGUCCUUUUUAAUGGGAGUUUUCCCUCUCCUGCUCGUUUCCCUAAGUUAUUACUGUGGACACACUUAAAAUGCACCAGUCACUGCCACUUCCCUAAUCUCCAACCAUGUGGGCAUCGUAAAAAUGUCUCCAUUUUGCUGAAUUCUGUAUAGGUCUCAAAUGCUGGCCUUAUUCGCCACGUUUGAUUAUUUAUCAACUAGGAACUGGGUUCUAAACUUCUUUUAAACGUCUAUCAAAUGCACUUACUGCCCUUCAAGUUGAACAGUAUUGAUUAUCGCUGCAGAUUUCAGUAGUAUUGGCGACAUGGCUUUGAAAUCUGCAGUCUCCCUCGGCCGCCCUUGAAAUGGUCUGCAGGUAAAUAGGGAACGAUUGCAUUGUAAAAGAGAGAAAACUAUUCACUGUUAGCAAAUAGAAGGAAUUGCAGGGAAGAAGUUUUCUCAAAGUGAAAAGUGGAUGUUUAUUUUUUCUUGUAACGUUUUAUCUUCGUUCUCUUACUUUUCUUCUCUUUUGUCCCCAUGCCAUAAUAAUUUUUUAUUUUACUGUUGCUUUUUCAUAUUGAAAAGAUGACAAGCCUGUGACCGGAAAAAAAUAAAACCUUUUUUUUAACGUUU